AAAGUUUGUCGCCAUUCUCUUCUGAGCAUGCGCAGUGGUGAAAAUGAACUGUCCUUCAUGUUUCCCUGGGUUACCGACAACAAGUCCGUUAGCCCGGUGAAGCUAACUCUGUCAGUGUGUCCUUUUCUCCCUCCGUUGCAACCACACAGCUAUAUGAAUGACCAACCGGGACUUCAGGACACUGGCUUACACGAAAAGCCCGAAAACAUCGAGAAGGACGACAUUUCAGGAUGAACUUCAGGCUGUUGUCUCUGCAAGAGCAAGCAAAACAAAACCAGAGCAACACUCCUACUCUGAUGACUUCAAUGAAGAUGAGGAUGAUUUCUUGAAGGAACUCCUUGAAUCAAGAAAAAAGCGAGCUGGUGCAUUAAAGGCUGGGAAGAGUAAAGCCAAAAUCAAUGACUUUGACAUUUCCGAUGAUGAAGGUAAACAAAGUAGGACAAAGAGGGUUUCAUUUCUGAAAACCCAAAGAAUCAGCCCUCCCUCGGAAGACACCACGGCUUCAGAGUCACGUGAAAAUGUGCCACCUGACUCUUCCAUCGGUCGAUACAAUGAUUAUAAUACCUCAUUUUCCUCACAUCACUCCACAAAUGUCAGUGAAGAUAACACAAACUUUAAAAGCAGCGAUGGGGAGUCAAACGAUCCUCAAAUCACAAGAGAGAGCACGAGUCAGUCUCUGUCAUUCCAAACUUCAGAGGAUACCCUCCUGGACAUGCCUUUACCUUUACCGUCUGAAAACAGCAUGACGGAAACUCCAGGUCCUGAAGAGAAAAGCAACUCUGCUCUGGAGGAAAGCUCCCAGACUCCACAGUUAUCAGCAGCUGACCUCAAACACAUGUCCUCAGCAGAUAGUGCUACGGAGAGGGAGCCACCCAGGCCUAAACCGAGGCAAAGGACUCUUGGAUUGAGCCUUCAUGCUGCAGAGAAGAUAGCUGAAGAUGCUGAAUCUCAGGAUCUCAGCAGGCCUCACACUUCCUCUGUAUCCAUUCCCCUCUCCACUGACACGUCGAGCAACAUCGCAUGGACAGACAGAGAUCCUACAGUUUCAUGCAGCCUCAGCAAAUCCUCUUCAAACAAGAGCGAACAGUCGCAGCUCUUCACCAAGUCUACGUUUGAUUCUGAAUCCAGAGAUGGCUUCAUUUCUGAUGAGCAGGAGAGACCGUACUCUACAUCAUUUGAAGAGUUUAAUGACACAGGAGAUCACUCAGAUCAGCUAUCUUGUGUCCAUGACAAAUCAUUUGAUACCAGGUCAUCAAGUUCUCACUCAAAGACCACUCAGAGAUCUCAGAGUGCAUGCUCCAGGAAAGUGGAGUCAAAGUAUUUGGGCUCUCUCAAAGUUCUGGAUCGUAAAAUCUCAGAGUCUCAGCCACAAGCAGCAGAUUCACUCCGAGCUGCCAUUUACCAGGAAUGGCUUCAAAAGAAAAAAGAAAAGUCAAAACAGAACAUGGAACUGAAGAAGAAGGAGGAAAUGCUGAAUGAAAAGAAGAAAAGGGAACAAGAAGCUAAAAAGGAAGAUGCUGUUGCAUCAUAUGAGGCCUGGAAAGAAAAGAAAGCCGAGGCUCUCAAAGUGAGAGCCAAAGAAAAGCAAGACAAGAUCAGAAAAGAGCAAAGAGCAACUGAAGAGAAAGAAGAAAAAAAGCAAUUAGCUCAACAGAUGUUUGAAAAAUGGAAACGUGAGCAUGACCAUCUACUCAAAGAAAGGUACAGAGAGCGAAAAGAAGCUGAAAGUAAACAAGAGUUACAGAAGCAAGAAAAGGAAGAAGAAAGAAAGAGAGACAGCAAGUCAGCUUUUUCUAACUGGUAUGAAAAGAAGAAAGAUGUUCUUCAUGAAAAAGUAACAACAGAGCACAAAGAUGUCAGAAAUAAAGAAGAGGAGGAGCGAUACAUGAAAGAAGAGAGAGACAAAAUGGCUUUAGAGAUGUAUGAGAACUGGCUGGCACGGAAAGAGCUGGAACAAAUGAGACAAAAAGAAGAAAGGCGAAUAAAAGCAAUACUUCAAGACAGUCCACCUCCGCCAUGGAGCCCUCCUAAUAAAACAAUACCAUUUCGAAAAUAAUUUGGAAAUGUAACAAAGCACUCCAACAGUAUCUGUGGGUUGGAAUUUACAUUUGAAGUUACUUUAUGUGUUUGACAGUUUGUUUGUUUUUUAAAACAUAGCUGAUGAAAGAUGUUUUAUACAUUUAUAUUUUUGUCAGCUUUGUAUUAGCUAGCAGCUUGAAUUAAUAUUUUUAUAUAUUUUAAGGUAAACUUCUGCAGUUUGUAAAAUGUUGCACAUUUUGAAUUACUUGCAAUCACUAAACCUUUUUAUAAGUGUGUUGACUGGCACCGUCAUGUCAUACAUCAGAAUUGUGACUUAGCAAUAAGGAAAUAAUAAUUUUGUUGUAAAAGGCUCACUUAUGAUUAAACUGCUCAUGUUUUUGUUAAACUGCUGUAAA
Messenger RNA from Acanthopagrus latus (yellowfin seabream), 2435 nucleotides. RefSeq names its product microtubule-associated protein 9 (gene map9). Gene Ontology annotation, biological process: mitotic spindle assembly; regulation of mitotic cytokinesis; mitotic cytokinesis. NCBI's taxonomy places the organism in Eukaryota, Metazoa, Chordata, Actinopteri, Spariformes, Sparidae. The transcript is spliced from 14 exons. Gene Ontology annotation, molecular function: microtubule binding. Gene Ontology annotation, cellular component: astral microtubule. The record is from RefSeq and is a predicted model, not a curated record. Bases 158 to 2056 code for a protein of 632 amino acids.